UGGCGGACAAACAUGGAAUUUUUAACCUGGAUAUGUACUCUUGAAAUACUUCGUUGAAUCAAGCUUGUCCUGUUGCAUUUGACCGUUAAGAAAACACAAAUGAGUGCAAAAGGUGGUAGCGUCACUGGGUCUGUCAGAAAUGAAGAAAACAGUAUGGACAAUUCAACUGAACUCUCGAAGAUUGAAAUGACAGAUACUGAACUCUCGAAGAUUGAAAUGACAGAUACUGAACUCUCGAAGAUUGAAAUGACAGAUACUACGGACAAUGAAGCGCUGCUAAAAGAAAGUUUUAAUAUUGAUGAAUCAGAGACUAACGGAGAAGCCAAUCCUCGUGAAAAUCAGAGUUUAGAGGGAGAAGAAGUGGAUGAUCAGGAGGCAGAAGAGAUUGAAGACAUGAUAGCUGAUGGUUUAUCACAGUUAGGACGGUCUGCUGAUGGAACCCUUCAAGUUUAUCUCAAUCUCUUCUUAGCGGGUUGUGAACUGACAGAUAUCACAUGCUUACAGGAGUACAUCCACUUGCAAACUGUAAUUAUUUCACAUAAUUCACUCACAGAUUUAAGUCCAUUGGGCUGUAUGCCUUAUCUGGUGACACUUGAUGUCUCACACAAUGAACUCACCACUGUUUUAGACUUCAAGCCUCCUCUUGGUCUAAGGGAAGUGAUUAUGUCCUAUAACAAAAUAGAAAUCCUUCCGGAUCUUUCAGCUCAUCAGUGCUUGACAAGCCUCACACUGGACUAUAAUAACAUUUCAGAAAUUCAGGGUUUAACUAGCUGUCACCGGCUAUCUCACUUGAGCUUGAUGAACAAUAAGAUCUCCAGGAUAGCUAAUCUGGAAAACUUGCCUCUAAAAUCACUGAACCUGAGUAACAACGACAUAAAGAAAAUUGAAAAUUUGGAAACGCUGAAAUAUCUAGAGUUACUCAAUUUGUCCAGAAACAGUAUUCGGAGCAUGAAAGGUCUUCAGAACCAUAACUUAAUACAAGAGAUUGAUCUAGAAGAAAACCAGAUAAUUGAUAUUGCGGAAGUAAGAUACAUCCGAGAACUGGGUUUGUUACGGAACCUUAACUUGCUUGGAAAUCCAAUCCAGGGCAUGCCAGAUUACAGACUUUCCUUGUUGUUCAGAAUACAAAGCCUGACGGAACUAGAUCGCUCUAAAGUAUCGGUUGAGGAAAAGGUUUCGGCUGUCAACAUGUUUAAUCCCCCUGCAGAGGUCAUCGCAGCACGUGAUCACAUGUUUCACGUGACAAAGUCGCUUCUCCAGCCGACGAGAAUUCACGAUAGCACCCUUCCAAGUGUGGACACACCAUAUCCCAUGUUAAUCUUGUGUGGACCGCCUGGAUCAGGCAAGCGAUAUCUGGCGCGGAGACUGUGCCAGGAGUUUCCAGACUUUUUCGGAUUUGGUAUUUCUCACACUACAAGAACGCCCCGCAAGGAGGAAGAAAACCUUGAAGAUUACUGUUUUGUGACUCAGGAGGAAUUUGAACAAGGAGUUGUGAUGGGUAAAUUCUUGCAGACGUGCCAGCUGGCGGGGAACUGGUAUGGUGUCACAAGAGAAGCCGUGGAAAAUGUGGCCCGUGAGGGGCUUGCCGCGGUGUUCCAUAUGGACUUAGAGGGAGUGUUGAGUUUCAAGAACACUUAUUUUGAACCCAGAUAUGUUUUGGUGGUACCUGUGUCAAGAGAGAUACAUGAAGCUCGUCUUAGGGAGCGUGGUGAUUAUGCAGAGCCUCUGUUACUUCAGUCAUUAGAUCGAGCUGAGUUGUGUCUGAAACAUAACAGACAAAACCCAGGGUUCUUUGAUAUGGCUAUUAACAGCGAAGAUCUUGGUGACGCUUACAAGCGCCUUAAACGCCUAAUCAUGGAGUACCUUGGUAUGUCACCCCCAUCUACAGUACACUCUGAACUGUUUAGUGAUAGUAUGACGUCAGUUGAUACCAGCCAAUCAGAGGAUACCCUUCAGCAGGGCGCGAAAUCAGGUACCAGUCAAACAACAAGUGCGACUGUCAACAUGGCUGCGAGGACCUGGUCACGACGGUCUAAUUCAUCGACUAUCCCUCCCAAGGGAGUUAAAUUGGCACAGCAAAAGACGCCAGUGGAAAUUCUAUCACUAGAACGGCGACAGACAAAAGCUAAAGCAGCAGUGGCUGGAAUUCAUCAGGUUUCACUGGAGCAGUUUAUCAACUCAAGGCAAACGGUCUCCGCUAGUUUCCAGCCUUCCUCAGCCCAACACUCCCCGGACAUCAAGCGUUCAUUCUCAGUCCCUCUCAAUUUUAACGCUUCACUGGCUUCCAUGGUCGCCAACGCUAGUAGCCAUUUCGAGGCCAGAGAGGCAGGCCUGGAAUCGAACAUUUCUGAGUCCGAAGAAGAAGAAGAAACAACUUCGUCUAUCGUGUCAUCUGCGCGUGCGUAUUCGAACGAUGAUGCUCAGUUUCCAAGAGACUCGGACGAAGAAGAAGAGGAGGACUCGAGAAAUUUGCUUGAUUUUAUCCCAGCAGAGACGUUCGAUUCGCAAGAAACAGGGUCAGUGCCGUUUUCAGGAGUUUUCGGCCAAGUUGAAAUUGCCAAUUCUAUUUGAAAUGUGAUAUCAUUUAUGCUCGCCGUUACCUCGUACACGAUUCAACAUCUGGAUAAAGCUUUUGGCACUGUUACAAGAAUAUCUCUUGUUUUUCGUGUCUGUAGGACUCUGUUUAUCCUGUAAGUGGGUCUAUUUUAUAUUCAUGUAAAUGGUUAUUACAGAAAGCGUAACAAUUGAUGCAACUUUUUCUUUUAUUGUUUAGCCAUGUUCUUAAAAUCCACAUGUCAUUGAUUAAUAGGAUCAAUAGUGGUAGUUUGUUUGGGUGUUGUAAAUAAAAGAAACGUCACACAAUUGAGUCAGUUUUUCACUUGAAAAUCGUCCCGGUUGUAGUUCUUUUCUCGUGAAUCAUAACUGUGAAUAACAAGCAGUAGAAUCUCGUCAAGAGGCUGUAGUAAAGUAAUUUGAAUUUGAAAGAUUGACGGAUUUUUAGUAUACUUCAGUUGUGAGAAUAUUUUUGCGACACCGUUAGGGGAAUUUUCUGAACUACUGCUCAGCCAUUUCGAUGGGAC
Orbicella faveolata is the source of this 3080-nucleotide messenger RNA. Its product is annotated as leucine-rich repeat and guanylate kinase domain-containing protein-like. Gene Ontology annotation, molecular function: GMP kinase activity; protein binding. Gene Ontology annotation, cellular component: cytosol. The record is from RefSeq and is a predicted model, not a curated record. Lineage: Eukaryota; Metazoa; Cnidaria; Anthozoa; Scleractinia; Merulinidae.